Molecule: messenger RNA, 900 nt
Organism: Lodderomyces margitis
Lineage: Eukaryota; Fungi; Ascomycota; Pichiomycetes; Serinales; Debaryomycetaceae
Product: Mn(2+) transporter
Exons: 1
Coding region: 1-900 (299 amino acids)
Biological process (GO): zinc ion transport; transmembrane transport
Cellular component (GO): membrane
Molecular function (GO): metal ion transmembrane transporter activity
Source: RefSeq, a predicted model, not a curated record
AUGUCGGAUCCGUUGUCAAAAUUUGUGGAGUUAUUUGCUGUCACAUUAGUGAUGGCAACAACUACAUUCAUUUCCAGCAUAGCACCUAUAAAAUUUUUCAAAUUGUCAAGCUCCAAUCUAACAUAUUUAACUAUCUUUAGUAUGGGUUUAUUGAUAGGUACUGCAUUACUAAUCGUCCUACCCGAAGGGAUAGAAGUUUUGAAUGAAGGGAUGUAUAAAUUGACUUCACUUACAAUUGGUUUACCCAUUCUCAUUGGAUUCAUACUAAUGUUUAUUGUUGAUAAAUAUGUAACUCAUGAUGACAAGAUAUUAUACCAAUCUACUACAUCGUCAUCAUCAGAUGAGUCGAUUCCAUCGACAAUCCAAUCGAUCUUACAAUCAUCAAUAACACUUGGAUUACUUGUUCAUGCCGCAGUCGAUGGUGUUUCAUUGGGAUCCUCUUUUGCUGAUGAUGAUAUUACAUUGCAAUUUGUCAUGAUUAUUGCCCUUAUUGUCCACAAGAUCCCUACUGCGUUCAGUCUUGGUACUAUAUUAAGCAAAGAAGGAUUAGAAGAUAAAUUGAUCUUGGUGCACGUGGUGCUAUUUGCCCUACUGACACCAGUAUCAACGUGGAUUACAUUUGUUAUUAUUGGGUUCUUAAAUACAAACAUUGAAUUUGUUACAGGGUUACUACUAUUGUUUUCGUCGGGAACGUUUUUAUAUGUUGUUUAUCAUGUUAUAAAUGAAUUCGAGGAUGGUUUGUUUGAAGAUGGAUCCGGCGGUGAUGGAUCAAGUGGAAGAGGGUCAAGCGGUGGUAGUGAUGGUUCUACUGUUGUUGAUGACAGAAGAAAGAAGAAGAAUAUAUUUGUGGCAUUGGUAGGGUUAGUGAUUCCACUAUUGCUAAGUUUAAUCAAAGAGUAA